AGCAGAUUUCCCGGAUGGAAGGGCGUCUGCGCUGGCGUGAGUUCCGGCAGUUCCAGUUGUACCUCGCACGUCGCUGCUCGCACGUCGCUGCCCGCGCGGUGUUGCGUCCUUCACACCCGGAGGCCGGGGCCUCGCGAACCUUACAGCCCCCACCUCCGCCAGCCUCGCCCGCGGGGAGCCCCGCCCGGUCGCGAGACGCUGUGCUGCUGGUCUGGAUCCGCGUCUGUUUCCGAUCUGAAUCAAAGCUCUGUCCUCUCCACUGAAAGACUCAUAGGAAAAUAAGAGGAUACAGUGCCCAGAAUCCAGCUAUCACCUCUCCAGACAUUUAAACAACUCUCCAGUUCCUGAGACCCCUCAGCUCACCCAAGAAGGCAAAAGAUUUGAUUUCUUCAUCACAGUACAUGUAUACAGUGGGCAGAGAGCAAAGCUUGGUAAUCACCUUGGCAUUGCCUGGCUCUGUGAUGCUGAAGACAUUCUCAUUUCUGUGCAUUACAGAAGAGAUUCAGAUUUCCAGAGUUUGUAAGCUUUGGAAGAUGCUAGUUGAGCAUUCUGCACUAUGGAGACAUGUACCUGACACCUUACAGGACUGAAUUUUGUGUUCCCAAAAGUCAAAUGUUGGAAGUCCCAACCCUCAGAGUGUAUUUGGAGAUUGGGCCUUAAAACUGGCAAUUAAGGGGAAUUUUAAGGACCAGACUUGCAGAAUGAGUGCCACUGAUCCCUCCAAAUGGACUUUGCCCGCUUAGUGCUUGGACUGUCUGCGAGUGAAAACCCAGAGAAAGGCACCUGGCAACUGAGUUAUUGACAAUGCAGCCACUGCUCCUCCACCCUCUUCCUCAGUGCUGUCAUCUCAACUCCCACUCUGGACGUCGAUAGGGAAUGCUCUGUCUAAAACAGAAUAUCCAUGAUGUUUUAGGAAUCAGUGACAUUUGAAGAUGUAGUUGUAGACUUCACCAAGGAAGAGUGGGCCCUGCUGGACAUAUCCCAGCGACAGCUGUUCAGGGAUGUCAUGCUGGAAAAUAUACGUCAUCUGGUCUCCUUGGGAUAUCAGCAUUGCAAAUCAGAUGUGAUUUUCCCGUUGGAGCAAGGAGAAGAGCUGUGGAGAGAAGGAACUGGAUUUCUCCAAGGCCAGAGUCCAGGCAGGGAAAGUGCCCUUAAAGAACAAGAAUUGAUAGCCACACAACAUAUCAGCAGGAAGGACACAUCUAAAAUCAUGCCAGUGCAGAAAUCUCAUACUCCAGAGGAUCCCUUUGAAUAUAAUGGUUUGGAAGAAGAUUUCACUCAUACCUUCAUAUUGACUCAGCAUUUGUUAACUCACACAGAAAAGACACCUUAUAUCAGUAAACAGUGUCCAAAAUCCCUUAGUGACCAGUCGUACCUUAAUCAACAUAAGCAAAUUCACACCAGAGGUAAAUCAUGUGAGUGUCAUCUGUGUGGAAAAGCCUUUAGUAAUUGCUCGAGCCUUAGGAGACAUGAGAUGACUCACACUGGAGAGAAACCAUAUGAAUGCCAUAUCUGUGGGAAUGCCUUUAUUCAAAGCUCUGACCUUAGAAAACACAAUCUAACUCACACUGGAGAGAAACCAUAUGAAUGUCAUCUAUGUGGGAAAGCCUUCAGUCAGUCCUCCAACCUCAGACAGCACGAGAGAACGCACACUGGAGAGCAGCCAUAUGAAUGUCAUCUAUGUGGGAAAGCCUUCAGUAAAUGCUCUGCCCUUCGACGACAUGAGAGAACUCACACUGGAGAAAAACCAUACGAAUGUCAUCUUUGUGGGAAAUCCUUCAGUCAGUGUUCUGCUCUUAGACGACAUGAGGGAACCCACAAUGGAGAGAAAAUUAUGAACAUCUUCAGUAAAUAUUCUGACCUUAGAUAACAUGAUAUUAAAAAUGUAACGGAUGUGGGUGAGACUUCAACCACAGCUUUAACAUUUAAACACACCAGAGGACUUGAACACUGAAGAAACUCUACUCAGUGUAGAAGAUUCUUUAGUCAUUCUUACUCAUUUGACGUCCACAAACUUACAUGGAAGAAGUCCCUACAUGUGGGCGCCUGGGUGGCUCAGAUGGUUGAGCGUCUGCCUUCGGCUCAGGUCGUGAUCCCGGGGUCCCGGGAUCGAGUCCCGCAUCGGGCUCCCUGUUCCUUGGGAGCCUGCUUCUCCCUCUGCUUCUCUCUCUCUCUCUCUGUCUCUCAUGAAUAAAUAAAUAAAAUCUUAAAAAAAAAAAAAGAAGUCCCUACAUGUGACAUCUACGCAGCAAACCCACAGCAGACAUGAGAGAACUCUCUCUGUGAACACAAGGAAUGGAGAGGCUUCAGCAACAGUUCUCAACUUUAAACACAUUAUCGGGCCUGCACAGGGGAAAGCCCCUAGGUCUGUAAUCACUGUGAACAGUAUGCAGCCAGGCACUAGGCAUGGUGCGCACAAGAAAACUCAGUGAAGUCUGAAUAAACACUAACACAAGAUGUAAGAGGAUGAAUGCUCUUGAGGAAUAACAAUUUGUAUUGUAGUGAAAAAUCAUGAGAAACCCUUUGUUCAUAGAGAAGCAUUUAGGGCACACGUGAGGAUUCAGACUGUACACAUCACUCAGUGUCGGUGAUCACGUAUUUCUCAGCCAACAUUAAAGUUCUUACGUGAGAUGGCAGUCGUGAAAUCACAGUGGAGAGAACUUCACACAGAUUUUGUAUCAGGAAACUAAGUCUAGGGAAAAACCUCUAAAAUUAGAGCCUUUAACACAGUGUAGCCAAUAAUUCAGGAUUUUGAGAAAAAUAACUACUGAUGGGGAAAAUGUGGCAUAUAAAUGCAAAAAAGUGAUCCAUGCAUAUUGAAUACAGUUUUGUAAGAGAUACUUUUUCAAUACGUUAUUUCCUGUAAAUAUUUAUACAAUAAACCCUGUUGCUGAAAAAUC
This is a messenger RNA of Mirounga angustirostris (Northern elephant seal), 2900 nucleotides long. RefSeq names its product zinc finger protein 705A-like. The coding region runs from base 1007 to 1870 and encodes 287 amino acids. The transcript has 10 exons. NCBI's taxonomy places the organism in Eukaryota, Metazoa, Chordata, Mammalia, Carnivora, Phocidae. Gene Ontology annotation, biological process: regulation of transcription by RNA polymerase II. The record is from RefSeq and is a predicted model, not a curated record. Gene Ontology annotation, molecular function: DNA-binding transcription factor activity; RNA polymerase II cis-regulatory region sequence-specific DNA binding.